CCUCGAUGCACGAUGACGCCUGAGAUAGGCACAGGCUCCCCGUGACCCGAGAAGUUCGGAUAAGCGGUAGGAAAUGACUUAAAAUGAAUGAAUGAAUGUUACACCGCAGCGCCACCUGGUGGCUCCGGGAUUUAUUACAGCUACUUAGAGUAGGACAACAUCCGCAAAAAGCGUCCAGUGUUUCACGCUUCGUUUUUAGUGCAUUGUUCGUGUUUUUAUAGCUCACUGAAUUCCCCAGAACAAAGAGUAAAGACGCGUUAUUUAAGAGCUUAUGUCUCUGCUUCCUUUUUUUGUGUAUGGAAGCGGAACUAAAUCUAUGACACCAGUUUCAAGACGGAACAUUUAGUAAGCGGGACAAUGUUUACAAGCCUGUAAUGAUCGGUAUUAUGUUUAAGGAUAUGAAUAAAGCUUGGUUUGGGUUUUUACUUUCUCUUUUAUUAAUGUAGCCUAUAGACUCAACAUCGGCUGUUGAGAAGUCGUGAGUAAGUGUUUGUUUUACAGCAGUGAAGACUGUAAACAUUACAAUGACAUCUAAACCCACGUGUCUUAUUGUGGUCAGUGCGACACUUCAAGGAGUGUCAGCUCGUUCCUUCCAGCAGUGUUUCUCUCUCUGUAGCCCUGUGUUUAACAUACAAACAGCUUCACCUGGGGGCAAAACUAUUGACUUCGUCGGGAUUGAUGACAUCUGUGCUGGAUGGGUUCAGGAUUUCAGUGUGAAACCUUACUCCACUCCAGCAAAACUGGAAUCUAUUGAUGGUGCCCGAUACCAGGCUCUCCUGAUCCCAGACUGCCCAGGAGCUCUAAAGGAUCUCGCUCACAGUGGCUCACUGGCACGCAUCCUCACACACUUCAGCUCUCACAAGAAGCCUGUGUGUGCUGUGGGACAGGGGGUUUCUGCACUUUGCUGUGCCGUAGACGGACAGAAAUGGAUAUUUAGUGGAUACAGCCUGACUGGACCCUCUGUGUUUGAGCUGGUGCGCUCCCCAGAUUUUGCCAACCUUCCUAUGAUCGUGGAAGACUUUGUGAAAGACAAUGGAGGCUCCUACACAGCCAGUAAAGAGGACGCACUGCAUGUGGUCCUGGACCGCUACCUAGUGACUGGUCAGAAUAUUCAGUCUACCACAGCUGCAGUCAACAACCUGAUCCUGCUGAUUAACAGCAGGUAAAAUCCUUUGCCUGUUCAGAUGCACAGCAGUGUCGACCCACGACACCGGAAUACUUUGGUGGGAAACCAAUCACCUUAAAACAUUCUCGAUUUUGCAAUCAAUUUGUCUUCAUAUUUAUCAAUAUGCUCUAAAAUGAAUCUACACUGGAGCUAAAGAAUGGGAGACUGGGAUCCCGACGAAUUUAAAAUUCAGUUUGUGAAGUUAUGAACGAUUUGUAGGGGUCAAGUUGCUAAAAAUCUAUAGAAAGUUAACUGAAAAGUGAUCUCUCAGUCUUAAAUUUGAUCUGCCCAGUAAUUGGCGACAAUUCAUACGUUUAGCUACGGCACGGUAGCGUCAGUAUGAAGCCGUGUAAAGCCGUUUCCAUUUCUUUCAAAUAUUGCAAUAAUUCAUCACUGUAGGUUUGUAAUUAUGGUGAAUCUUCUUUUUCCCUUUGGCCUUAAAGAUUAUUUUUUAUUUUUUUAUCUGUAUACAUUUGCCUCAAGUAUGAACUACUUCCUGUUCAUUUCUCACAGGAAGUCAUGUGAGCUUUCUGUAAAACAUAGAUUUUUUUUUUACUAUAUGUCAUUAAAUAUCCUCAGUGUUGGCAUGGAUAACGCUAUGUGUUCAAAGGAGUGUGGAUACAUAGAGAAGAGCCCAAUGAAGUUCAUAUCAGCAUGUGAAAGUUUCUGUGAAGGUGAUUCAGUGUCGAUGUGAGCCUGAAACCUGUGUCUGUGUGAUUACAUCAUUACGUACAGCACUGUACACGUUCCUGCGCUUGAAUGAAUGCUAUUAAAACAGUCAUUGAUUUCUUUAUACAAAA
Messenger RNA from Tachysurus fulvidraco (yellow catfish), 1965 nucleotides. It is a transcript of the gene gatd1, whose product is annotated as glutamine amidotransferase class 1 domain containing 1. The record is from RefSeq and is a predicted model, not a curated record. The coding region runs from base 525 to 1166 and encodes 213 amino acids. NCBI's taxonomy places the organism in Eukaryota, Metazoa, Chordata, Actinopteri, Siluriformes, Bagridae. The transcript has 7 exons.